Colletotrichum phormii is the source of this 963-nucleotide messenger RNA. RefSeq lists its product as uncharacterized. Bases 1 to 963 code for a protein of 320 amino acids. The record is from RefSeq and is a predicted model, not a curated record. The transcript has 2 exons. Lineage: Eukaryota; Fungi; Ascomycota; Sordariomycetes; Glomerellales; Glomerellaceae.
AUGAUGAACGACCGCCCUCCUCCGCCGGACGAACCGGACCCGGUCGUCCCCCGCGACCUCAAAGCAAAACGCACCGUGCCGUCACCCCGCAAAGCGGCCACCAUCCGGAGUGCAAAGGGAUCUAUAUUUGGCAAGGCGUCCAUCCCAAGUGUCUACUGGGUCGGCGAUGACCCAACGCCGAUGAACAAUGAAAAGUUUACAUUCUAUCGCGAGGACACGCCGCCGCUUCCGGAUGGCGCCGGCAACGAUAAGGCCGCUCGAACGCGGGGGUUUCGGCAGAGCGCUUUCGAUCACGACGAGGAGGACAGUGACCGCACGAGGAGACGCAAAUGCUGCGGCAUGAAGAUGUGGGUGUUUUGGCUGCUAGUCGCUCUGAUUAUUGCGGUUGUUCUCGGAGUUGGCAUUGGUGUUGGUGUCGGUAUCGGCGCGAAUCAGAAGUCGGACCAGAGCGCUGCAACGACGAGCUCAACCUCAACGCCCACGCCAACUACAGGCGCAAGCUCGACAUCGACAACAAUGAUCGUGCCCACAAUGUCCAGCUCCUCCUCCAUGCCACGGAGCAGUAGCGACGCAACAACAACCGCAACCGCAUCAACAACGAUACCAACCUCGGUUACAACCACCUCCACAUCAACACCGUCUCCGAUAGCAACCUCGAGCGGCAACGCCAUCUGCCCAGACGCAGACAAUACCGUCUACAACGUCAUCGGCUCCGACAAGCGCUUCCUCCGGCUCUGCGGGCUCGACUACAGCGGCGACGACGGCGCCAUCGACAUGUCCAACACGCAGGCGAGCACGAUGGGCGACUGCAUGGAGAUUUGCGCAAAGUCGGCCCAGUGUACCGGCGUAUCGUGGGGCAACGUCAUGAUCAAUGGCGCCGCGGAACUUCGGUGCUGGUUGAAGAGAGACUUGAAAAAGUCGCACUCGGCGGUGGAGAACUGGAAUUUUGCCGUCUUGUUAUGA